Molecule: messenger RNA, 927 nt
Organism: Hyla sarda
Lineage: Eukaryota; Metazoa; Chordata; Amphibia; Anura; Hylidae
Product: olfactory receptor 145-like
Exons: 1
Coding region: 1-927 (308 amino acids)
Biological process (GO): G protein-coupled receptor signaling pathway
Cellular component (GO): membrane
Molecular function (GO): G protein-coupled receptor activity; olfactory receptor activity
Source: RefSeq, a predicted model, not a curated record
AUGAUGUCUGAAAACAAGACUUUUCCGGAUGGCUUCAUCCUACUAGGAUUUUCCAAGGGACAAGUUGCCUGUUCACUUUUUCUUGGCUUCAUCUACAUCAUGGUCCUUUUUUGUAACCUGUCUGUGUUCAGUAUUAUCCAGAUGGCCAAACACCUCAAGACACCAAUGUACUUUUUCUUGAGUUGCCUAUCCAUCCUAGAUGUUGGUUACUCUACAGUCACCCUCCCACCUAUGCUGGUCAUUGCUAUAACAGGGAACAGAAGGAUUUCUUUUCAUCAGUGUUUUAUACAGCUAUAUUUCUUUGUUUAUGUUGGAGGAACGGAAAGCCUUCUUCUCACCCUCAUGGCCUAUGACCGAUAUGUAGCCAUAUGUAACCCUCUACGUUACUUUAUCAUUAUGAAUAAGAGGUUCUGCUUCUAUACCGUGGUUGGAUGUUGCCUUCUUGGGUGGAUGAACUCCAUGUCUCACACCUUAAUGACUUUACGACUGACAUUUUGUGAGGAGCCGGACAUCAACAAUUUCUUCUGUGAUGUCCGUCCAAUGUUAGAAGCAGCUUGUAGUGAUACCAGGAUCAUUCAGAUGUCACUGCACAUAGACACUGUCCUACUAGGAGCCUCAACAUUUCUCAUUUUGAUGAACUCCUAUGUCCACAUAAUUUCCACCAUAUUGAAAAUUCGCUCCUUAGAGGGAAGGCGCAAGGUUUUCUCUACCUGCUCCUCUCACCUGAUUGUUGUCACAAUUUUCUACAUAACAGGUACUUUCAGCUAUAAUAGUCCCAAGUCUGGGAAUACAUUUUAUGUUGUCCAAGCCUCAUCUCUUGUAUAUUGUAUUCUUCCACCAUUACUAAAUCCCAUCAUAUACUGCUUGAGAAACGAUGAUGUCAAGCGAGCACUUAAAAAAACAAUAAUAAAAAUGAAAUUGAAAUAA